Colletotrichum acutatum is the source of this 519-nucleotide messenger RNA. RefSeq lists its product as uncharacterized. The transcript has 3 exons. The coding region runs from base 1 to 519 and encodes 172 amino acids. NCBI's taxonomy places the organism in Eukaryota, Fungi, Ascomycota, Sordariomycetes, Glomerellales, Glomerellaceae. The record is from RefSeq and is a predicted model, not a curated record.
AUGAAGCUCGCUCUUCUUCUUUCCACCGUGACCGCUGUUUCAGCCUGGUCAGUAACAUUCCACGACCACGACCAAUGCGCCGGCGGUUCGACAUUCCACUACGGUGGUGGCUCCAACACGGGAACCGAACAUCUCGCCCAGUGCUUCACCAUGACGAGCAUCAACAGGAGCUUUGCCAACUAUGACGCAAAGAGCGUCAACAUUGUCUUUGGAGGCUGCACGAUUGAUAUUUUCACCGACAGGCUUACACGGCCCGGGCUUGCAGGCUGCGUGGCGUCCAUCAGCAAUCCUACCAACUGGCAGCGUAUCAAUCAGGUCCAGGAUGGAUGCGUUCAACCAAGUACGUUAAGGCAUGCUAAGAGAACUACAUGUUUCAAGCUUUUAGACUACUUCUCUGCCCAGCAACUAAGAAAGAAGUUAUUGAAAGACUGGAGUGAAUUAUUUUCGUCUUUGAGUAACUUUUACGCUUUGAACGUCCCUUGGAGCUUUGCAUCACCUCAGACUGAUUGUUCUGGCUAA